Messenger RNA from Cooperia oncophora, 570 nucleotides. Lineage: Eukaryota; Metazoa; Nematoda; Chromadorea; Rhabditida; Trichostrongylidae. The record is from the annotation of a GenBank genome assembly.
AUGGGUCCAACCGAAUUCGGUCAUUUACCUGAUCCGCCAAAAGGAGCCUUUGUUCCAGAAGGUGGUAUGCGACCUGAAGACAGUCAACGGAUCCAUCUUAUCAACGCCUUCCGGCGAUACGGGUACCUACAAGCUGAGCUCGAUCCUCUUGGUUUGCAGCCAAAGAAGGAGGUCCCGGAACUUAAUCCGGCGGUUUAUGGUUUGUCGCCAAAGGAUGCUUUGCCGGGUAAAGAGCUAAGCUUGGAAGAUUUGGCCGAGCAGUUGCGACUGAUUUACUGUGGUUCAAUGGCAAUUGAGUUUAUGCAUAUUAAUAGCUGGGAAGAGCGCCAAUGGCUCGCGCAACACUUCGAGAGUGCAGUGUCCGAAGAGCUUCUCAUAGAAGAGCGCGUGAAUUUGGCGAAGCUUAUGAUCAGAUGCGAGAAUUUCGAUCACUUCCUUGCGCUGAAGUUCCCCACAGUGAAACGAUACGGCAGCGAAGGAGCUGAGGGUAUGUACGGCUUCUUCUCAGAGCUUUUCGACUCAGCGCCUGAAAAGGAUAUCAAACAGGUGCGUGAGCGUCCUCACUCAUAA